AUGGAUCAACUGAAAGAUGAAGAACAGCAACAGCAUCAAUUUGGUGUAUCAGAGGAAGAGCAUGUGGAGUUAUUGAUUCAGAAAGAGAUUUCUUUUGGCUUCAAAAAAGAUGGAGUUUUGGUGUUUGAUGAGUCCUUGAAACGUGCUCGUUUCAAUGCAAUCAAUUGGAUUUUCAAAAUAACAGAUGCAUUGGAUUUUCACUUUCAAACUGCUUAUUUGUCUGUGACUUACUUUGAUCAGUUCCUUACCAAACGAUACAUUGAUGCGGAGAAGAAUUGGGCGAUAAGGUUGCUAUCAAUUGCAUGUCUUUCUUUGGCUGCAAAGAUGGAAGAAUGCAAUGUGCCGGAGCUAUCAAAGUUUCAAUUGGAAGAUUGUUAUUUCUUUCAAGGAAAAGUGGUUCAAAAAAUGGAACUUUUGGUUCUUACCACAUUGGAUUGGAACAUGAGUAUCAUUACUCCCUUUUCAUUCCUUUCUUACUUCGUCAAAAAGUUCGGCAAUGAUUCCACAUCAAGUCUGAUUGUUUCCGACACAAUGCAGCGUAUCUUCACUGUAAUUAUGGAAGGGUUCAAUCUAAUGGAUCACAAACCAUCUGUUGUUGCAGCAGCGGCUACGUUGUUGGCAUUGGAUCAAACAUUGACAGUAGAAGAUGUAAGGUUGAAAAUGAAUUCGAUUUUGCAAAUUGAACCGAAUGAUGUUUUUGAUUGCUACAAUCUAAUUCAGAGAUUAUACGAGGAGAAGAUGAAAAGAGAGGAGUAUUUGUAUACACCGAAUUCAUCGGUUAUCCGACCUAGAACAAUUGACUAUGCCGUUUCUAUGACAAAGAGAAGAAGACUUUCAUUCAUUGAUGAUGAAGAUGGUGGCGACAAGAAGGGUCCACAUCAAGAAGAUCCCAAAACUUGA
This is a messenger RNA of Lathyrus sativus (Indian pea), 900 nucleotides long. The record is from the annotation of a GenBank genome assembly. Lineage: Eukaryota; Viridiplantae; Streptophyta; Magnoliopsida; Fabales; Fabaceae.